ACGCAACUUUAACCUUUGGAAUAAAAAAGAACCCCUCCUCAACACACUCCCGCAACCUUUUCCCGUCACCAUGAACAACGACCAGAAUAAGGGCGUCACCGGCGUGGCCAAGACGGCCACCGGUGUUCUAGGCAACACAACCUCCGGCCUGUCCAACACCGUCGGCGGCAUCCUCGGCGGAGCAACUCGCGGACUCGGCGAGACCCUCAACGGCGUGACCGGCGGCGCUGCCCGCCCCGUAGGUGAUGGCGUCGCCAACCUCGGCACCGGGAUCGAGAACGGUCUGUCGGACGUCGCCAAGGGUGCGAGGGAUGCUGGUGAUUGGAAGAAAUAAACACCCAAGAACGCACGCUGGACGGCCAAGGGUGGAAGGCUGAUGGCCUUCUCUCUUUUUUUGUCUCUAUACCAUGAGAAUCUGUGUUAUUAGGAAACGAUAGAGUUGUGUGGUUUUAAUCAAGAACUUAAAGCGUUGGGUGACGA
Molecule: messenger RNA, 480 nt
Organism: Cryphonectria parasitica EP155
Lineage: Eukaryota; Fungi; Ascomycota; Sordariomycetes; Diaporthales; Cryphonectriaceae
Exons: 2
Coding region: 71-334 (87 amino acids)
Source: RefSeq, a predicted model, not a curated record